CGCUGCCUCCCUAUAUUGUUUAGGAUUAACGUUCAUGUCUAGUUCAUGUCUAAUCUUUUACAUUACAGAGUUGAUAAAAUGAGGGUGAAAACAGAGGCACCGAUUACCAAAGAGAAGUAUGUCGCCAGAGUUUUCUUUAGCUCUCCAUUUGGUGGGCUUGAAGAGGAGCGGGAACUACUAACCAAGCAUUACUGGCCGGAGUUGGCCCAUCUCUGCCAGAAGUCUGGCUAUGAGUUUGUUCCUGUCGAUAUGAGAUGGGGUAUCACGUCAGAGCUUUCGAACGAGGCUGCCACCAUCACCAUCUGUCUUAGAGAACUGGACAGGUCGGACAUGAUCGUUGGAUUUUUUGGUCAGCGCUAUGGAUGGCAUGGAGCUAAAGACGAGUUUCUUCAGAAGACAUUUGAUCACGCACUACCCCUCUACCCCUGGCUGAAGUCUUAUAGAGACAGGGCUGUCACUGAGCUAGAGUUCCUUCAUGGUCACCUCAACCAUCCUGGACAAAGACCGGCAUGUUUCUUCUUCAGAGACAAGGCCUACGAUGAUGCCAAACUUGCUGAGUGCAUCACAUCGGGGGAUGAGAGAGGUCAAAGGAAGUUUAAAGCCACGUCAGAUGGACCACACGCAGCAGAAUUCCUAGAUGACCUCAAACAAAGGGUCAAGAAAACAGAGGAUAAGUGCCUUGCUAUUGACAUGAGCUACCCCACUCCAGAGGUUGGAGCUCGGUUGAUGUUUGAGACAGUACACGCCCACCUGGUCAAACUUCUGGGUCAGACCGAGACAGAGAGCAGCGAGUUGGAGAAAGAACAUGCCCAGCAUGAGACAUUCCUCAUCACUCGUCGUGGGAUGGGAGGAAAGCUUGUAGGAGGGGAGGCAUACUUGGAGGAGAUUGACAAACAUGCUCUGAAUGGAUUAGGGAGAGAGGACGAAAGGAAGUCAAUUGUUCUGCUUGGUGAUGCAGGAUCUGGAAAGUCCUGUGUCUUAGCCAACUGGAUAGAGAGACACCGUGAGAGAUAUUCAGAUGAUAUUCUAGCUGUGCACUUUGUCGGAUGUACAAGCAACAGUACACGUGAAUUAGAGCUAUUGAAGCAUCUGUGCUAUCAGAUCGAAGAAGACCUCAUCACUCUUAGACCAGACUAUGAUGUCGGGGAUGAGAAAGCCAAGGAAGGAUCAGAAGAUGUGAGAGGGAUGAGAAAACUCCUCCAGAGGCUAGUUAGUGAUGCAUCGUCGUUCAACAUCAGGGUCGUCAUCGUCAUCGAUGCUCUCAAUAAGAUUGAUGCCGGAGGCAGGGCUAUGAAGGAACUCUACUGGUUGCCCAAGAAAUCAAAGGUCCUCCUCAUCCUCUCCACGUCCAACUCCGACACUAGGAACAUCAAGGAGCUGCUGGACGAGCGACACUUUGACUCCCUGGAGGUCCGUCAGUUGACCUCUAACCUGAGGACAAAGGUCACCAAGGGUAUGUUGAUGGUGCGAGGGAAAGAACUGUCCCCGAAACAGAUGGAGAAGGUGAUUGGCAAUGCAGAGACUAGUAACCCGCUCUAUCUAUUUAUUCUACUCCAGGAGUUGUGUAGUUUUGGUUCAUUCUUUGAACUUGAUGAGUUUAUUGACACCCUACUAACAUCCAAAAGCACUGUGGAUUUGUUUGUAAAAUUCUUGGAGAGGCUUGAAAGAGACUACAACCCUGAAGGGAAGCACCUUGUGAAAGAGGUCUUAUGCUGCCUGCUUCUCGCACAUCGUGGACUUUCUGAGAAUGAAUUAAAAUCUAUGGUAAAACCGACCAAUAAGGAAUGGUCUGCACUUUACUUUGCUAUGGAUGAUUUCCUGUUAGAAGCAGAAGGGCUUUACAGACUUGGAUACAGUGAAUUAGCAGAAGCAGUAGAGAGACAUUUCUGUCCUACCCUCGAGAGCCAAAAGCCGUACAGACAACUCGUCGUAAACCACUUUAUGAAUACUUUCAAGGAUCUGGAUCAAAGGUAUGACACACCUGUCCCUCGCCGCAUUGCUGAUGAGUUACCAUGGCAACUUGAGAAGUCCGGUCAGCUGGGUGAACUGGUAGAAUGUCUUUCCUCAAUGAACAUGUUCUCUACUCUUUCAAAGGGCCAAACCAAGUAUGAUCUGAUGAGUUAUUGGACUACCACGAACCUCAGUGGUGAUGCUAUCAUCGAGAGACUCCUGUCUGCGGUCGACGAUCAGGUCACCUUGCUCUAUCUUGAGAAUGAGAAAGUAGGAAGGGGUGCGGACGAUGGAAAACCUCCAGCUCAACAGUUGAUUCCUCUGCUUGUGAGCUUGACCGACUUCUUGACCGAUGCAGGUUACAGUUCAUCCAUGGAACCAAUGCUUCUAAGAGCCUUAAAUAUGCAUAAAAGCCAGUACACAGACGCUGAUAUUGAGAACAGCGUUGAUGCUCUGAACUCGUACUGUGAGCUCCAAACCAAACUGGCUGUUCACUAUGCCAGUGCAGAGAAGUUGGAUCAGGCUUCUAAGAUCCAUUUAGAAACACUGGCAUUGAGAGAAAAGCAUGUUGAUCGAGUAGAGAGAGGAAAAUCAUACAUAGCUGUGAUCUUAAAUAACCUUGGUUAUAUUUAUCUAAUGGAGCACAAGUUUAAGGAGGCUGAGGAGCACUACCGUCGAGCAGUUGAGCUCCAUCGAGAGGUGCAUGGAAACAACAAUGAUCUUGUGGCUUCUGCAGUCAACAAUGUUGGAAUGGCACUGUACAGACAGGGGCAAUUCAAGGAAGCUGGUCAAUUCCUUGAGGAAUCCCUUAAGAUCUAUGAGGAAGUAUACCUAGGUGAACUGCCACCUGAUGUAGGAGGAACUCUACUCAACCUUGCUAUGUGUACAGCCAGACAGGCCAACAAAGGCUUGGAAGACGUAGAGCCCCUGUAUCAAAGAGCUUUAGAGAUCCGAAUGAAUGCGGUCGGAAAGAACCAUCCAACAAUAGCCCAGACAUACCUAUCCUACGGCUCCUACCUGAUGAGGGUGGACAAACUAGAGAGGGCACUUUCAAUGACGAAAGAUGCACUAGAAAUAUCAGAGAUUGCGAGUGGGCCUGAACACCAGGACACACUGAUGACUCUUGAGAACAUCGCCCUGGCGUAUGUUAGCCUCAACAAACCAGCGGAAGCACAUCCAUACUACAAGAGAGCAGGUGAAGUGCUCCACAAGCAGGGCCGGAUGGAAUUCUCUCAUCCUUACCUGAACAGCUCUAUGAUCACAUACUAUCUAUCUUCUGACCGGGAAGGGGAUGCCCAUGACUCCCUCAUUUGUGUCAUUGGAACAUCAUUUGCAUCCCCAAGAGACUAUGCUGCUCUUGAUUACCUGGAUAGCCAAUUAGCUGAGAAGCCAUCAAGACCAUAUGAGCACUCCGUAGACUGCGGCUUGGAAAAAUUUCCAACAAGUACAAUGCUACUGGGACGCAAGCUUGCCCAGCUAGCCCCAUUGGGCAAGGCAGAUGAGAUGAUAGCAGUGCUUGAGAAGGGUAACUUUGAUGUGGGAAACUACAACAGUGCGUACGCUGAGUUUGUUGAAAAGGAUCAAAGAGAGAAUGGAUUAAAGAUUCUUGAGCGAGCUGUGGAAAAAUUCCCAGAGGAUGUGAUCAUCAGAGAGAAUCUUGCCAAGGGUUAUUUCUGUUACAAACGACAUGGAGAGGCUGCAAAGGUCCUGGGCCAGGCUCUGAGACUUGAUGAAGAGAACCUGGACCUAGUGCUGCUCAGGGUGAGAGUAUUGGCCCUUGAUAACCAGCUUCAAGAGGCACAGGACCUCAUACAAGUUGGACUGGCCAUUGCAGAAAAGAAAGGUGCAGUGGAAGCCGAGGCUCAGUUGGAGGAUUUUCUUCGGGUCCUCAAUGAAGCUCUUGCAAGCACUCAGGAGUAGUAUGUCAUAUCAUGGUCAGGACUGGACUAAAGCUGGAAGAUCUGUGGUCAGGACUGGUCUAAACCAGAAAGAUCCGCAGUCAGGACAGGUUUGAAACUGAAAGAUCUGCAGUCAACAUCUGAUGUGUAAAGAACAAGUCUGGUCUACAUCAUCUGAAGAGACGUCAUCUGCCGGAGCUGAAAAAUUGCUAUCAUAUCAAGUAGCAAAGAUCUAUACAUUGUACCAACCGAGAGAAGUAGUUUGUAGUUGUGGUAUGAAUCUUGGUAAGUUUGUGAUGUCAGGUAUUAGAUUUCAUGUCCUAACUGAAGAGAAAUGACAUUUGGUAUGUUCAUUCUUUGUUAUUGUAAAUCCAUUAAUUGUAGAUGGAAGAUCUUAUUGGGUAUGCAUUUGUAUAAUAUGCUGUAAGAACCAAAGGACAGAUUUUGAGGACACUCCAUCAUUCGUCGUUAGAUCAACAACAAAAAAAUGGUAGAUCUUGGUAAUGUGGUUCCUAAGAUUUCCCAAAGAGCCUGUCAGACCUUAGUAAUAUUUCUAACUUUAUUCAAAAACUCAUUUGAGUAAUCAUUGAGUAUGGCAGGGUGUGACAUGAUUGUUCUUUGCACUGUCCAAGUCAGUUAACAUUUUACAAAAUAUUCUAUUGCAAUGAUCAGUCUGUUCAAUGAUGCAAUGUGUGAAUAAUGUUCUGAAUCUGAAAUAAUGAUAAUAUGCACGAUUUAUAUCAUAGCACUUAAUACAAUGUUUCUAUUAAGCGCUGCAUACCAUUACCCUUACUAUAGCACAGCUACCCUGAUCAGGCGCUUAAGCAUUCAAGGAAUUCCUACCGGGUACCUAUUUACUUACCUAAUUGGAGAGUGGCAAAGGUAUGUAAACCCCCUGUUUAGGGAAAGGCGUGCUUCAGUGGGAUUUGAACCCCAGACCUUGCGGUUCAAUCUCUGGAGGCUUAUCCUUUCAGCCUCAACGCCUCCAACAUUACUACUUUUGAUUCUGAGUUGAACUUGAUGCAAACAAAUUUUAAAUCAGACUUUUUCUAAGCCUUUUCCGGGGUAGCAUUACUCCAUGCAUCUGAAUUAUCAUGUGGUUUGACAGAACCAGUCUUCUUUUUAUCAUAGUCAUUGACCUCAUUUUACCUACCAAGGAAUGUGGUCUGACAAUUCUUCAUAACAGUCUUUAAUUUGUCCUUUACGUAAUCAUAAACUUCUGUCUUCUGACGGAAUUAAUCAAAGAACUAAGGGACUUGACAGAUCCCUCAUCUUGGAUUGAUUGAAUGAUAUCAUUGUCUACCUCAUGGUUUCCCUGAUGAAAAGGAUAAGGAUCAACAUUUUUGGAGUUUGAAACAAAGGUUCACACUUUUCAACAGUCCAUUAAUUUCUGAGAGAAGUUUCUGGUGAUGCCUCUUAUUUGCUGUAAUCAGAUUAAAAUCAUUAGUGAAUGGCGGCGUGAUGAUCUUUUUUCCAUCAAGGUCAAAACCAUACUGUUCCUUCCGAGAUCGUAGAAAUUUGAUGAUGGGGUUGAAGCACAAGACGAAAAUAGUGGGAGAGAGCGGAUCUCCUUGGAAUACUCCUCAUAAACGCAGAAGAGUCGCUUGUCCAUCCUGGUCCUACUACGCGUCCAUUCAGUCUUGUGUGUAACGUAGAGAUGUAAGUAGUGAUGGGUUGAGGGGUAUCAAACCUUUGGAGCGAUAGAGAGAUCAGGUCAUGGCUCACACUGCCAAAUGCAUCUGCUAGAUCAAAGAAGGUAAGGUGUACCGUUUUUUUUUUCUUCACAUGGGCCAUAACUUCAUGGAUCACCUGAUUCUGCUCAAUGCAGCCAUUAAUACCACUGAUAAAUGCCUUUUAAAGACUAAUAUCAAUGUAUUUGUUUGAAGUUAUAUAACUUGUUAUAUGAUCUGCUAGAAGUUGAUGUAAGAUCUUGCUGACGCACGAUGCAAGCGAUAUACAAAAGUUUUGCGGAUUUCAAGUGUCGCCGGACUUGUGUAGAAGCGUAACUUUUGAUUCUGACCACGCUUCGGGUGGAUCUCCAGAUUUCAAGAGCUUAUUUAAUAAUGUGGCCACAAAAUUAUGUGUGGUAUCCAAAUUGCGCAAUAGACCACACAGAAGUUCAUCGUUUCCGGGAGUAGAUUAACCAUUUUCAUUUUGAGGACAAGUUUUACAUCCUGAGGUCUGAUUGGACUUUGGUCGAAUUCAUAUAUGUCCGGAUCAUGUACAUUGUUUUACGGUAACCAAUUUAGUUUGAGUUUGAUCAAUAUUGCACCCACAUUCAUAUUUAGAACGAAAGUAAGUAUCCAACGGGAAAGUAGGUCGGGGUUGCAGCUCAUUAAUUGUUCCAUUACAUACAUGUUUGGCAAAUUCAUAAUAUAUAGUUGUCUGUUUUUCCUAGUGCACUCUUGAUCGUUCUUCUUGUGGUUGUUUAUGCUGCUUGUUCAAAUAUGAGUCUGUUCUCACUGCUCUCCUAAACUCCUUUUUACCUUCAUCUGCUCCGCUUUUCCCAUAGGCUUUUUCCUAAGGAGGUUCUUACGUUUUUGCACUUGUGUAGUUGAAUUUUGUUCUUAUUUCAUGCAAGAUUCACUUUGCUUUCUCUCCAAAGGCCAGGCAAAUUGCGUAAAAAAGGGAAAGCAUGAGAAAUUGCGGAAAGUAAUGCGUAUGUGAUGUGCUAAGGUCCCGUUAGUUGCUCUUUCAGAACAUGCUACUCACGAAAUUAAAGUUAUCCUCAAAAUUUCUCGAAAACUCUGUUACUUGUUGAAUGAAAAUAUGCAUCAGACAAAAACAAGUUCAAGUGACAUUAUAUUUC
This is a messenger RNA of Lytechinus pictus (painted urchin), 6657 nucleotides long. RefSeq names its product nephrocystin-3-like. The record is from RefSeq and is a predicted model, not a curated record. The coding region runs from base 46 to 3870 and encodes 1274 amino acids. Gene Ontology annotation, cellular component: Cul4-RING E3 ubiquitin ligase complex. The transcript is spliced from 24 exons. Lineage: Eukaryota; Metazoa; Echinodermata; Echinoidea; Temnopleuroida; Toxopneustidae. Gene Ontology annotation, molecular function: protein binding.